Messenger RNA from Pseudoliparis swirei, 1069 nucleotides. It is a transcript of the gene gbx2, whose product is annotated as gastrulation brain homeobox 2. Bases 173 to 1069 code for a protein of 298 amino acids. The record is from RefSeq and is a predicted model, not a curated record. The transcript has 2 exons. Gene Ontology annotation, biological process: regulation of transcription by RNA polymerase II; regulation of nervous system development. Gene Ontology annotation, molecular function: RNA polymerase II transcription regulatory region sequence-specific DNA binding; DNA-binding transcription factor activity, RNA polymerase II-specific. NCBI's taxonomy places the organism in Eukaryota, Metazoa, Chordata, Actinopteri, Perciformes, Liparidae. Gene Ontology annotation, cellular component: nucleus.
CUCUAGAGCCUGACCGCCGCGGCUCCACCGGGACUACCGGGACUCUACGGGGUCGACGCGGCUCCUCCGGGACUCUACGGGACUCUACCGGGGCUUUGCCGGGGCUCUACCGGACUCCACGGGACUUUACCGGGCUCCACCGGGACUCCUCCGGUGCCCCUCCGGCCCCCCGAUGAGCGCGGCGUUCAGCCCGCCGUCCUUCAUGGUGAUGCCGCGGCCCUUGGGCAGCUCCUCCGCCUUCAGCAUCGACUCCCUGAUCGGCGGGCCGACGCCGCCCGGUCCCGGGGCCUUCGUGUACACCGGGUACCCGAUGUUCAUGCCCUACCGGUCCGUGGUGCUGCAGCCGCCGCCGGCUCUGCCCGCCGGUCACCACCUGCAGGGCGGCUUCUGCUCCGGCCUCGCGCCGGGCAUGGCGCUCAGCUCCGGCCUCAUGGCGGCGUUGCCCGGCGGCUUCCCGCCGCACCGGGAACCGGCGAGGAAGUUCAGCCCCGCGCGGCACGCGGAGGACGGGAAGAGCUUCCUGGCGAAGGAGGCCUUCCACGACCCGGACCCGAGCCCAGCCAGAGCCCCCCCCAAGGAGGACUCCAAGGAGGAGGACUGCGGCCGGAAGGAGGACAGCAGCUUCCUGGACAGCGACCUGGACUACAGCUCCGACGACAACCUGACGUCCGCGGGCCGCCAGGAGGACGCGGACGACGGGCCGCACGCGCCCGGCUCCUCGUCGUGCUCCGCGGGGGGCGCGGGCGGCGCGGGCGGGAAGAACCGGCGGCGGCGCACCGCCUUCACGAGCGAGCAGCUGCUGGAGCUCGAGAAGGAGUUCCACUGCAAGAAGUACCUGUCGCUCACCGAGCGCUCCCAGAUCGCGCAUGCGCUGAAGCUCAGCGAGGUGCAGGUGAAGAUCUGGUUCCAGAACCGGCGCGCCAAGUGGAAGCGGGUCAAGGCCGGGAACGUCAACAACAAGUCCGGGGAGCCGGUCCGGAACCCCAAGAUCGUGGUCCCGAUCCCGGUCCACGUGAGCCGGUUCGCCAUCCGGAGCCAGCACCAGCAGAUGGAGCAGGCGCGACCGUAG